Messenger RNA from Dunckerocampus dactyliophorus (ringed pipefish), 2127 nucleotides. RefSeq names its product calponin 2 (gene cnn2). The coding region runs from base 111 to 1058 and encodes 315 amino acids. The transcript is spliced from 7 exons. Lineage: Eukaryota; Metazoa; Chordata; Actinopteri; Syngnathiformes; Syngnathidae. Gene Ontology annotation, biological process: actomyosin structure organization. Gene Ontology annotation, molecular function: actin binding. The record is from RefSeq and is a predicted model, not a curated record.
AGAGAAAGGAAGUAUUUAGUUCAGCCCUUGGAAGAAUCAGACUAAGUUAUUGUACUCACUUUUUAAAACCUAUAACAACCCAUUUUUACUCCAGUUGAAAAAUAGAAACAAUGUCGGGCUUCGUCAAAGGUCCCUCUUACGGCUUAUCCGCGGAAGUCAAAAACAAGAUUGCACAGAAAUAUGACCUCCAGAAGGAGGAGGAGCUGAGGGUCUGGAUUGAGGACAUCACGGGCGCCUCCAUUGGCCCUGACUUCCAGAAAGGCCUCAAAAAUGGAGUCAUCCUGUGCGAGCUUAUAAACAAACUUCAGCCAGGCUCUGUGAGAAACGUCAACCAUUCAUCGCUAAACUGGCACCAGCUGGAGAAUCUGACCAACUUCAACAAAGGGCUCAUUGCUUACGGCCUGAAGCCUCACGACAUCUUCGAGGCCAAUGACCUCUUUGAGAAUGGCAACAUGACUCAGUUCCAGACAACACUGCUGGCGCUGGCAAGCAUGGCUAAGACCAAGGGGUCACACUCACGUGUGGACAUCGGGGUGAAAUAUGCGGAUAAACAGAAGAGGACAUUUGACGAGGAGAAGAUGAAGGCUGGGCAGUGUGUUAUUGGCCUCCAGAUGGGGACCAACAAGUGUGCCAGCCAGGCAGGUAUGAAUGCAUAUGGCACCAGGAGGCAUUUGUAUGACCCCAAAGGUCAAAUCCUGCCCCCCAUGGACAACACCACCAUCAGUCUGCAAAUGGGAACCAACAAGGGGGCAAGCCAGGCUGGGAUGACUGCACCGGGGACCAGACGUGCCAUAUACGACCAUAAGCUGGGCACAGAUAAAUGUGACAAUAGCACCAUGUCCCUCCAGAUGGGCUACAGCCAGGGAGCCAAUCAGAGUGGCCAGAACUUUGGCCUGGGCCGACAGAUCUAUGACGCAAAGUACUGUUCGAAAGGAGGAGAGGUCACAGAUGAAACUAAUGGAGCGGGUGGAGUCUACAUCCCAGACUACCAAGAUGAGGGUUACCAAGGUUACCAAGAAGAGGAGCAGGUGUACCGGGAUGAAGGGACGGAUUACUAGAGAGAGCUGGAAAUGGGGAAGAGAUAUUAAAGAAAAAGAAAAAAAACAACCUCAAGGCAGAUGUUUUAGUUUUGUAUCCAAAGGCUGUGCCAUGUUCUUUGGGUCAUAUCCUUAUAGUAUUCCAUGAAUGUUUUCUUACACCCCCUUUUUAUGUCCAAACCCAUCGUUACAUACAUCUAAAUGAACUGUAUUUUUCUGUAAUUGUUUUAAAUGGAAAGUGACUACACAAGCCAGUUAUUUGGCUGUACUAGUGUUGUAUCCAGGGACCUUUUUAAUGUGCCAAAUGUGCUCCCCACACCCUCAUUGUUUCACUAACAUCUUAGUUAUGCUAAGGGAGUAUUUAGGGGCACAGUUUUAUCUAGGAAAUAUGUGGUUUAGAUUAAAACAAAAAACAAUCUUAAUCUUUGGAUUCUGUAGACAUCUCAACCAGUUCAUUAAGAGGACAUUUUAAAUGUGUUACGAAAUCUAGUCCUCGCCUGUGGAGCUUGGCUUGCGAUCACACAUUUGUGGUUCUUUAAUUGUGCAGAUUUUUCCGUUGUCUGCAGAACCAGUCCAACUUGUUUCGUUGGACUCGGGCAGGUAAUAAACAAACAAACAAACAAAAAAAAAACAAUAUUUGAACAUUCCAAGCACAUAUACUGGAUUUUCUAUCAAGUGAACCAUUCCUUUACAUUGGUUGAUAUGCAGACCAAUUAUAUUUGAUCAUUAUGUUUAUUAUUUAUACACAGUAGUGGAUUGAACGGGGUCUGUUUUGCUACCGUGACUCGAGUAACAUUUUUAGUCUUGUUUUUGUUUUUUUCUCUGGAGUUGUCUCUGUCAAUGGAAAAAUGAAAUGACCAAUAAACUUACCUGCUAAUUUAUAAGGUACACCUAGAGGAAAAAAAUGACACAAGCUCAUUCUUAAUUGGAGUUUAAUUUGUUUAACCUGUUUGAGAGCAUAUGAGCAUCACAGUCCUCAUCAGUGGAAAUGUUAUUAAGCUGUUUUAGUUCCAUCUAUGUCUACAGAAUAAAUUAGCACGUGAGUUGUAUGGUUUUGUUGAUGCAAUGUAAUAAAGAUAUGUAUUCAUUA